AUGCCAUGUGAGGUGGUCGGAGAGCAGCGCCGCCGGGUGGUGCGCGCCUGCAACAUGCUGACGAUGGCGGCGGAGCGCGGCCGCCAGCGGCUCGCGCCCUCGCACUUCGUGGCUGUCCGACUGGCCACCCAGCACGUGCAGAACCGGCUGGAGACGUUCAAGGACGGCUGCCGGCUCCACCUGACGCUGGCCCUGCUGACGCUGCUGAGCGAGCCGGAGCGGCGCCGCCUCUGUCAGACGCUCCAGCAGCACGCCGAUCAGCUGCGGAGUCUACUGGCGCCAUCCGGGCUCUCGCUGCGCGUGCGGGGGCUGGACAUCAUGAAUGACGACCCGGGGGAGACUCGCGUGGUGUUCGCGCGCGUCCAGGACGCGGACGGGGGCGACGGGAUGCAGCGACUGGCCGACCGCUGCAGGGAGCUGGCCGUAAGCACAGGCCUAGGUAAAAACGAGGACUACGACAGGGUGAAGCUACACUGCACCCUGAUGAACGUCAGCUUCCUGGUGCGGCAUGUGGACGAGUCGGACCCGGAGUACGCCAAGCUGCGCAAGGCCACGUUCGACGCCAGAGCGAUACUGGAGGAGCUGGGUCACUUUGACUUCGGCACGGUGCGCGUGGACAGCCUAGAGGUCGUGCAGCGCCACUCGACCGGCGAGGACGGGUUCUACCUGCCUAUCGGCGCUAUCAAACUCGCCGCUGGCUGACCCAACGCGGCCGCCCAGCCGUGCUGACGCGCGGCACGGCUGACGCGGGCGUACCGUGUGGGACGCGCGUGCUCGCCGGUCAUGCAACGUCUGGCGCAGGUGCGCCAUGUUUGACGCCCCUUAAUGUGAUUUUGACGGGGUUGGACUUGAUUUCUAACGCAGUUGUGCGAGGUUUGGUACAGGGGGACGGCGGCCGAUUUUGGCGCCGAUAGCGGAUCUGACGUGCCGUCUGCGCGGAUUGUGCAGAAGAUGCGUGCGUGCGCAGAAAAGCAUGCGCAUAAGCCGCUUACAGCGACACACAGGAAGUGCGUUGGUUUUCAAUGUUGCUUAGGCGUAUUGGGAUAAAUGGACGGUUUCCCAGUUUCACUGUAACUAAGCACACUGCCAAUGAGGAGGUCGUCUUCAUGGAUCAAUACAUUGAAUAUGGCGUCCAGGUUCGGGCGUGCUGUUCAGUGUAAAAAGA
Molecule: messenger RNA, 1165 nt
Organism: Pollicipes pollicipes
Lineage: Eukaryota; Metazoa; Arthropoda; Thecostraca; Pollicipedomorpha; Pollicipedidae
Product: activating signal cointegrator 1 complex subunit 1
Exons: 6
Coding region: 1-702 (233 amino acids)
Biological process (GO): regulation of DNA-templated transcription; DNA alkylation repair
Cellular component (GO): nucleus
Source: RefSeq, a predicted model, not a curated record